This is a messenger RNA of Fusarium graminearum PH-1, 863 nucleotides long. RefSeq lists its product as uncharacterized. The coding region runs from base 63 to 707 and encodes 214 amino acids. NCBI's taxonomy places the organism in Eukaryota, Fungi, Ascomycota, Sordariomycetes, Hypocreales, Nectriaceae. The record is from RefSeq and is a predicted model, not a curated record. The transcript has a single exon.
CUCAGAAGCAUCACAGUUUCACACACACAAAAGUCAAUUCACCACAAAACCCACUCGCAAACAUGCAGACCAAGUACCUCUCUAUCCUCGGCGCUGCUGCCGCUGCCGUUACUGGCGUCUCUGCUCGUGAUAUCCAGCAUGUCGACGUUGUCCACAUCUUCGAGACUCUUCACGUCUCCGAGCAAGUCCGCAACUUCAGUCCCAACAAGCGCAACAUCGACGCCCUCUUUGCGCGCGACUCGAAUGAUGAGUGUCUAAGCUCGGCCACUUCCAUCCUGCGAGCCUUUCCCACCCCAACAGGCAGUCUUAGAGACUAUGUUAGCACUGCCCAAUCUCAAACCAACCCUUGCACUCUAGAGGUUCCUGCUACGCUCUCGUCAGACUUGAUGAGCUACUACACCAGCUUGACCGAGUGGGAGAUGGACAACGAAGACGGUUUGAUCAAGUUCAUCCAAAAGUGCGCCAGCCAGGAUGACCUUGACGAGAUCAACAAGGAGCUGGGCGGCGGCUCAGAGUGCUCUGGUCUUGGAACUGUUCAUUUCACCGCUGCGAGCAGCACCAAGACUGUCGAUUUGCAGACUGCAUUCCCCGACUACACUGUCGCCUCUGUGCCCACUACCGUCGACAAUGCUGGUGUUGCUCACUGUGUUAGCAAGUUUGCUGCUGCCGCCGCUGCAGUUGUUGCCGGCUUCAUGAUUGCUGCUUAAUUGAGAUGAUUUGGCGAGGGAUCUGCCAUUGUGACGACUGAUGGAUAGAGCGUUGAUCUUUUUCUGUAUGAUAUCCUGUGCUCAAUGCACUUUUAGAGUCGGUUCUUUAUUUCUUGUGUAUACCCAGUCGAUAAGAAAUCUAUAUAACUAUAACUC